Messenger RNA from Pneumocystis jirovecii RU7, 1221 nucleotides. RefSeq lists its product as uncharacterized. The record is from RefSeq and is a predicted model, not a curated record. The transcript is spliced from 7 exons. Gene Ontology annotation, biological process: endosome to lysosome transport; protein modification process; protein transport. The coding region runs from base 1 to 1221 and encodes 406 amino acids. Gene Ontology annotation, molecular function: ubiquitin binding. Gene Ontology annotation, cellular component: ESCRT I complex. NCBI's taxonomy places the organism in Eukaryota, Fungi, Ascomycota, Pneumocystomycetes, Pneumocystales, Pneumocystaceae.
AUGUGCUCUUAUGUUUUAAAUUGGAUUAAGAAAUUUGUUUUUGAUAAAGAUAAGAAUUAUGCAUUUCCUGAACGUGCUUAUAAUGAUGUAAAGGAUAUGAUUGAUUCAUAUCCAUCAAUGGAUUUUUGGAUUGAAAAUUAUGAAUUUGAAAAACAGAAGCAACAAGUUCUUGCUAUAAAGAUCAUUUUUUCUAUUAUUUUUCAUGAUAACUCAUAUGAUAUACCUGUUGUUUUAUGGAUUCCAUUGUUAUAUCCGCAAAAAGCACCUGCUGUUUUGAUUGUUUCAGAAGAAGGUACUGUUAUUAGACAGAAUAACCAUAUUGACUUUGAUGGUCGUUGUAACUACCCAUAUUUAACACUUUGGAAUGAGCAUUCGAGUGAUUGUAAUUUGAUUCGUCUUUGUAUUUUUCUUAGAAAAGUAUUUUCAAAGGAUAUCCCAAUCGUCUCUUCAGCAUCUGAACAUAUAUCUCGAUCAUUUAGUUCCACAUAUCCAAAAAGUUCAUUGAAUGAUUAUGAUUUACCUGUGAAAUCUUCUAAAUAUUCAUUUCCUCCUCCUUUACCUGAUAAGCCUUCAAAUUUCUUGAUUAAGUCUGCACCUUUAUUACGAACGAAUAUACCAUCUGAAUUUAUAAAAAAAGAGCCUGUUAAUAUACUUGAUUCUCCUGAUAUUAAUGCAUGUGCACAAGAUUUGUCUUCAUUAGCUGUUAAUUCUAUACAAAAACCUCUAAAUCCUAUUAAUUUGCAGCUUAUUAAACAAAUAGCAUUCGUUCUUCAAGAAAACGCAAAAAAGGUUCAAAAAACAAUAGCUCAGUCACUUUCUCAAGCAAAAAGUGAUAGAAGAAAAGUUCUCCGUUUUCAAGCUCAAAUUGAGCGAGAGAAGACAGAAUUUGUUUAUUUUAAAGAGCAAUGUGAGAAAAAUAUAUCUAUUUUAAAGGAAAGGAUUGAAGCUUCUGAAUUUCUUAUUAGAAAGUAUAAAAAUAUUGAAGAAUAUCCGAUAGAUGAUGUAGUUAUUCCAAAAAAUCAUCUUUCUGAGCAAUUUUACGAAUUGAUUUCAGAUCAAAAAUCAAUUGAAGAUGCAAUUUAUGUUCUUUGGAAAAUGUUAGAAUCUGAGAGGAUUGAUUUGGAUACAUUUCUUAAACAUACUCGGAAUCUUGCACAAGAACAGUUUAUGAAAAAAGCAUUAAUAAAAAAAAUUAAUCAAAAAUUAGAAAUUUCGCAAUGA